UGUGCACAUGCAUAUUGUUCGGGACAUUUGAGGAUUAACCCGAAAAUCUUUGGUGACCAAAGGGUUAGCAGUUCCAGUGGGCGCUGCAUGCCCAGGGUGGCCGCCAGUUGUAAACAUGGGCGAGAUGUGCCCCAUGGUUUUUACAGGGAGGGGCGAGUCCAGCCUAAAGCUCCUUCAGUCCGGAUCUGGGAACUCUACGGCUGCUUCUCGCUCGCCUUCAAGCGAUUUUUAAAAACAAACUUCAGCAGUGCGUGGCCACCACCCAGAAGAAAAGAAGACAAGAGAAGAAAGUGGUCAGAUACUGACCAGAUACUGACCUAUGCUGGGCCACAGAUAGAUCAACCCGAAGGUGAGUGCUGACCCUUUCCGGACCUGUCAUGGAUGAGGACUUCGAACUCCGACGGGAGCUGAGGCGGCAGAAGCGGGAGGAGAUGCAGCAGGAGGCUGAGAGGAUGACCAUGAACGAUGGCGAUGACGAAGAGGCUGCCCGAGAGCGCAGACGCAGGGCUCGCCAGGAGCGGCUGCGUAACAAGGAGAACGAGGAGAAGGAGGAGAACGAGGAGAAGGAGGAGUCAGUCAGCACGGCGACGGAGAGCACAGAGCACAAUGACACAACCAGCUGCACAAAUGAGACAGAAAAUACGAACAGCUCACAGAGAUUGAUCGCCGCCGCUUCCGACGAUGACCAGGCCCUCCUGGAGCGGAUUGCCAAGCGGGAGGAGCGCAGGCAACGCAGGAUGAAGGAGGCCCUUGAGAGGCAGAAGGAGAUCGACCCCACCAUCACCAACAAUGUAGAGAACAGUCAGGAAGAGAAGUCAGACGGACGCAGUGAAGAAGAACAGGUGUUCGACAUUAACAGCAAGCCCCCUAAGCCCGACAGCUGGAAGGAGAAAGAGGUGAAAAAGAAAGAAGAGGAGAAGGAAGAGGAGAAACAGGAAGUGGCAGUGGCAGUCCUGCAGGAGAAAGAAACAGAGCCGGAGAAGGAGGAGGUGACGCAGAAGGUUGCAGGGGCUGUCCCCGGAGAGACACAGGAGCAGGUUGAAGAACAUCUUAUCAAUUCAAAUGUAACUGUAGAACUACCCAUGAUGCCCAGCACUGACCUGGAAGAAACGCCAUCAACAGAAACAGAAGACAAAAUAAUUAUUUCACAGAAGGCUGUGGAGGAGAAGACUGCUUCUUCAAAAGCUGAGUUUGAUAAAGAACUUGUCAUAUCAAUAAGAGAACUGAAAGACGUAACAGAAGGUGGAGAAACAGUAGUGAGAAUGGAGGCCAAAGAAAAAGCCAAACCCUUAAAGAGAGAAGAAGAAGAAAAACCAAAGGAAAUGUUAAAGGAAGAGGUAAAGGAAAGACAUGUGGUAUCAAAGAAAGAGGUGGAGGAGAAACCAGUGAUAUCAAAGAAAGAAGAGGAAGAGAAACCAGUGAUAUCAAAGAAAGAACAGAAGCCAGUGAUAUCAAAGAAAGAAGAGAAGCCAGUGAUAUCAAUGAAAAAAGAGGAAGAGAAGCCAGUGAUAUCAAAGACAAAAGUAGAAGAGAAACCAGUGGUAUCAAAGAAAGAAGAAGAAAAGAAACCUAUGUUAUCAAAGAAAGAAGAAAAAUCUGUGAUAUCAAAGAAAGAAGAAAAGAAACCAUUGAUAUCAAAGAGAGAAGAAGAAAAGAAACCUGAGAUAUCAAAGAAAGAAGAAAAGAAACCUGCCGUGUCAAAGAAAGAAGAAGAAAAGAAACCAGUGAUAUCAAAGAAAGGGUUUGAAGAAAAACCUGCCACAUUAAAGAAAGAUGCUGAGAAAAAGACUGAAGGAAAACUGGGAAUACCAAAGAAAAAAGUUGAGGACAGCCCCGUUACACCAAAAAAAGAGGAGGUCGCAGAGGAGAAACUGAAACGGUCUUCUGUCAAGGAACCAGUGGCAGAAAAGAAGACAAACAAGGAGCCAGAGUUACUUCAGCGAAAGAAGGACUUUCCACCGCAAGCCAAGCAGCAGGACGGCAGCUUCCGGCAGGAUGCACCGGCCGCAAGCAAGCUCAAGAAGCCGGAAUGGCUCCAGAGCCGCAAGGCCGAACCAGCCGAAAAGGGCAGCGUGUCUCAGAAGGCAGAGGACCUGAAGCGGCGUCGCGACGAGGCCGAGAGUGGCGAGUUCGAGAAGAUGCGGCAGAAGCAGCAGGAGGCCGAGGCCGAGCUGGAGAACCUGAGGCGCAAGAGGGAGGAGAGAAAGAAGGUGCUGGAAGAGGAGGAGAAGCUGAAGAAGCAGGAGCAGCAGGAGAAGAAGGCCAAGGAGGAGGAGGAGAAGAGGAGGAUGAAGGAAGAAAUUGAGAAGCGGCGUGCAGAGGCGGCGGAGAAACGGCAAAAGGUGGAGGGAUCCACUGAAGGAGAGAGCAAGAAGCCCUUCACAUGUGUGAGCCCUAAGGGCUCCUCUCUCAAGAUUGGUGAAAGGGCAGAGUUUCUAAAUAAGUCUGCACAGAAGAGUGCUGUGAAGGUGUCUCACACGCCCAUUGUGACGAAGAUUGGCAACAAAUUGGAGCAGUACAACACGGCCAUUCAGACUAACAAGGAUAUCAAGUCCCCUAAGUCUCCAGCUGCAGACUUGCCCGUGGCCCCAGAUGGAAUCCGCAACAUUAAGAGCAUGUGGGAGCGGGGAAACGUGUCUGGCACACCAGAGGGGCCCGGGGCCCCCAACAAGGAAACGGCUGGCAUGAAGAUAGGCGUCACUGGCCGCAUCAGCGACUGGGGGUGUAAGACUCCAGAGCCCGGAAAAGCAGCUGGGGGGGCACCUGCGGGGAUGCACCCUGUUCUCUCCCUCUUCCUGGGCUUGUCUGUCUUCUGUACUUCUUCCCUCUCUAUGGGCCAGGACCUAAAGCCUGGUGAUGUCACCAACAAGCGUGGCCUGUGGGAGAACAAGAACGUGCGUGCUGCCAAGGUGACCGUUGGACAGAAGAGUAAAUCUGUCACUAAUGCAGGAGUGGGACACUGACGACACCGGAACAGCUGAAAAUGGCUGAAACCAACAAUACGCAAGGCCCUCUUUCUUGCUUUGUACAUUUUGAAAAUCAAAAAAGUUGUUGUUUGUUUUUGCUUUUUUAUUUUAAGGUUAAACCCAGGGUGGGGGGGGAUGCAGAAACUAAAGAAAAUGAGAUUUAUAGUAGCACUGAAUUACAAGCCUGGCCUGUUUAUCUGUUUGCCUCUAUAACACUCCUGUCUCACACACACCUGUACGGCUGCACUGUGACAUUCCAGCAAAGAAGUGUCCUUCUCCGACAUUUACCACCAGCUUCUCAACAUGAUAAGACUUUGCACAAACAGUUCUGUCCUGGAUCUCUCCCAGAAGGGUCACAGGAUAUUUUGUAACAAAAAAGAAAAAUCCCCACUACUGCCACACCACGCGGAUUUAUUUCACUCUUCUAGAAAAGUGCCUGAUAUUUCGUAUUAUCAGUAGUGAUUACAAUUUCAGUCUGUUUGUUCACAGUAGGAAUACAAACUGCACACAUUGCUUAGAUUAGGAUCUCUGCUCAUUUUUGCUUGCUGAUAACAUUUACCAGUAAAAUAGUGGAUUAAUUUAUGCAUAUAUAUAUAUAUAUAUAUAUAUAUAUAUAUAUAUAUAUAUAUAUAUUAAGGGACUGCUUAUUGCACCGCUUUACAUGUAUGUGUGAUUCUUGACACAUGUAGUAUUCUUAUCACCAGCUAUUAGAGAAAGCAUUUAGGGGUAAAAUAUGAUAUAAUUAUGUGUCUAUAAACGCAAUUUGCCUUUAAGUCUGUUGAUGUUCUGGAGGCUGGGAUAGUGGGUGUUAAACCUUAUUGUUCAUCUAGUCCCAUUCAGCCUUUGGCCCCUAGUGUCGGGGCGCUGGCCUUCGGUCACGGUAAAUAAGACAGUGUGACAGCAGCGAGACGGGCUGAGGCGGCGCACGGCAGGGGCCUCCUGGUGCUUCUCCGCUGUGUGACGACGCUCGGUACCAGCAGACACCGAGACUGAAACAGGGCAGAGAUCCAGCUGCAGGCCAGUCACUGUCCCGAGGGAUGAAAACUGCACUGUGGUCUUGCAUUUCUGCUAUUAACGCAUAAAUUACUGUCACAAACACUACAUAUGGAGUUCAGGGAAGAAGAGAUGUCCUACAGACCUUACUAUGAGAGUAAGUAAGGCCUAAAGGUACAUACUGUUCAGGUAGCCUGCCACUAAGGCGGAGUUAAAGCCCAUUUUAAGGCGAACAAUCUUAUUCACCAACUUCCACAUCGCAAAGGAGCAUCAAAGUGUAAUGUUGUUUUCAUGCAUUAUGACGUUUUCUGAUCUGGUAAUGUAAUACUCUUUUUCAUUGUUGUUCUGAUGCCUGAAUUUGUGUCAAAAUAAUGCAGAAUAGAAUGCAUUGAAUAGACCGGAAUGAAAAACGAUCACUCGUUUCACCUUUGGCUGUGAACCAGAUGAAAUGAUAGAUGUGCUUUUGUGAUCACAGAUGUAAUUUGGUUAAGCACUUGACUGUCUUGCUCAGGAUCAUGUCGCAGGUGUGAAGUACGACAUUUAGGGAGUGACAUUGCGAAUCGGACACAAACCACAAUCGUGUUCGUACACAACCCUAGGAGCUGGAACCCAAAUUAGAACCAUCCGUGUCACUGGACUCUAUCUCAUGUUACUGUGGUAUUCCAAAGGCUUGGCCGGUAAAUCCAGGCCGUAUAACACUUUAUUAUUCUUUAUUGGAAGGUCAGUACUGCUGGCUUGGGCCCUGCUCACUUUAUUUUUAAGCUAACAACCAUGGUAAUAGUCCAUGAGACCAUGGUGUCUGGCUUCUCAAUAAAACGUCUGAUUUUCCAGUAGAACUGCUUGGAAAUCUGUUCACUCCUUUUCUGACAAUGAAAUAAAUUCCCUAAACUGUGUUUGGCAAUUUUUGUCUCCUGUUAAUGUUUCAGUUUUUCCAAACACACCUGUGCAUCGUAUUGGAAUUAAUAGAGCCCUCAAAAGUAACUGCCAUUAUUCUACAGCUAUUAAAGGUUUUGUUUGUUGUGAUGAAGAGCUUUACAUCAUAACUGUUUUUUAUGCAAUGUGCAAAUGACUCUGCAAUAAAGACGUAACUGUUCAAA
Molecule: messenger RNA, 5056 nt
Organism: Brienomyrus brachyistius
Lineage: Eukaryota; Metazoa; Chordata; Actinopteri; Osteoglossiformes; Mormyridae
Product: caldesmon-like
Exons: 18
Coding region: 378-2963 (861 amino acids)
Biological process (GO): angiogenesis; muscle contraction; actin filament bundle assembly
Cellular component (GO): actin cytoskeleton
Molecular function (GO): actin binding; myosin binding; calmodulin binding
Source: RefSeq, a predicted model, not a curated record